This is a messenger RNA of Diversispora eburnea, 2421 nucleotides long. Lineage: Eukaryota; Fungi; Glomeromycota; Glomeromycetes; Diversisporales; Diversisporaceae. The record is from the annotation of a GenBank genome assembly.
AUGAGUUCCGUUUCUGGAGAAGAUGAAGAGACCAGUUGGCAAGAAAAUAAUGAAUUUUAUAAUUGGGUACGACAAAAUAUUAUAGCUUUCCUUUUAUUUCUUACCAAAUAUGCCAUAUCCUAUUCCCUAUUACAACGAUUUCGUAGAAAGUAUAGGGAUACUUCUGAUUCGAUAACCUCGAUAACCGAAGAUGAAGAUGAAGAUUUAUUUGGUAUUGAUAAUUUGAUAAUUAUUGUGCUAUGUGCUGCAGGAUUGGCAAUGGCAUUAGCUGGUUUCUCUUUAUUACCUUUUACAAUGAUCGCCACGGAAUUAUUACAUGAUGAUUUACAUAAUCGAAAUUAUUAUUUGAGUUGGUUAAAUAUCAAAUUAUUAGAAACUUUAUGGAAUUAUACUUAUAUAGGAUGUAAUAUAGCUUUAUUUGGAUUACUUCCUUUCGCUUACUUUUAUAAUGAGACUGAUCAACAAAGAACAUUUUUUGCAAAAGCGAGAGAUACUUUAACCAUCAUGUCAUUGGUGGGAUUAUUAAUGUAUGCUUUCAUCUAUGUUUCAAAGAAGAUCUUGGGAAUUGGGAACAUUGAUGAAUUGGUGAUUUUAAAUUUAUUAACAUGCCUAGGGGGAGCUGGAAUAUGUUUGAAAGCGACACCAAAGGGUUAUAUUCAAAUAUUUUCUUGGAUUGGUCGACUUCCUUUACGUCCUAAUUAUCGGAAAUCCUUAAAGAAUCAUUUAAUUCAAAAUGAGAUGGAGAUAAAAGUUUUACAACGUAGAUUAGAAAAUCUUGAACAUGGUUGGAAAUCAAAUAUGGAUAAAAUGUCUCGUUCCACAUCUAUCAUUCCUUUAUCAUCACACUGUUCAUCAUCAUCUGAUAAGUUAAUUAUUGGACAAAAUAUUGGAGCAAAUAGAAGAGAAAUUUUAACAAAACUUAAAAAACUUGAAAUCGAAAGACGUCAAACACAACUUGACUUGGAUCAAUCACCAUUAUAUCGUAAUAUAACUUUCGUUAUUCUUCUUUUACUUAGUCAUUGUAUUUUAUUUCUCUUGUUGGUUCACAUCUUGUGGGCAAUGAUCAAAAGUUUAUUAGUGGCUGAAGGACAAAAGGAUCUUCAUAAAUUGGAAGCAGUUUUUGGUAAACAAACUGUAUCAAUGUUUGGAAAAUUUGGAGUAUUAAGUGAUUUGGGAUUAAUAUUUUAUUUUACUGCCGCAACAAUUAUUGGAGUUUAUUCAAUUAAACCAUUUAAACGAAUUCGUCCUCGUUGGGGUCAAAUGAAUGUUCAACAUAUACUUUCAAAUGUUGCAGUAUUAUUGGUUAUAAGUAGUUCAUGGCCAACCUUAGCAACUAUUUUAGGUUUAACCCGAUUAACAUCUGCUGGUCCAUAUGAUCAUUUUCAUAAAUUGAAUGCUGGAUAUUGGUUUGCUUUUGCUUUUCGUGUGGGAACCCUUAUAACUUCAAUGUUGACAGAUAACGAAACUCCUCUUACCGCUCUUCCCAUUACCACCACCACCAUUUCUUCCAAUACUUCUAUUAAUACUACUUCAAUUGAUACCAAACCUACACCUCUCUUUUUUAAACUUUCAAAAAAAGAAAUUGAAACUUAUAUUAAAAAUGUUAAAACCAUUGAUUAUACGAUAGUGGAAAGUAACUUUUUAGAAUGUUCCGAAUACGUUAUGAAAAAUAUUCUUGAUUGGGAAAAGGAAGAUUUGGAAUUUACGCAAUGUAAAGACGGAAUCACUAAUAUGUUGAUAAAAUGUUCUAAUAAAAAAUCACAAAAGUCGCCAGUAUUAAUUCGAACUUAUGGUAAUAAAACUGAAAUGAUCAUAGACAGAAAUCAAGAAAUUAUGAACAUGGUGGCAUUAUCUAAACUUGGAUUAGCGGCUCCAUUAUGGGGUCGAUUCAAUAACGGACUUGUAGCUGGAUACAUACCGGGUCACGUGUUCACAGUGGAAGAUUUGAGGGAUCCACAUAAAUCAUCCCUGGUAGCUAAAAAUAUGGGGAUUUGGCAUGUGAAGAGAAUAUAUAAGGAUAAAGAAAUCAAGGGUAUUAAUAUAGAUGUACUCGAUGAAGAAUUAAUAAGUCUAGAGAAGGAAUUAUUAAAAUUAAAUUCACCAAUUGUAUUUAGUCAUAACGAUCUUCUAAAUGCCAAUAUUAUAUAUGAUAAUGGAUUAGAUAAAGUUACCUUUAUUGAUUAUGAAUAUUCAAAUUAUGGGUAUGCCUAUUUUGAUAUAGCCAACCAUUUUAAUGAAUUUGGAGAAAUAAAUGAAUUAUAUCGUAAUGUCAACAAAUUUUCAUUAGCUUCUCAUCUAUACUGGCUUUGUUGGGCUCUCAUCCAACAUCACUUAUCAACGUUAGAAUUUGAUUAUAUGAAUUAUGCUUUAUUAAGAUUUAAUGAAUAUUAUAAAAAGAAAAAUGAAUUCUUGAAAUUAUAA